AACAACGCCAUUUUCAUCCCCCGCAGAUUCAUUCAUCAAUCUACGAUUCUUCAACAAUGGCAAAACUCUCAUUCAUUGCUGUAACUAUCUUUCUCUUCAACAAUCUCAUCCUUUCUCACGCUCUCUACGGUUCUUCCUCACCUGUUCUUCAACUCACUCCUAACAACUUCAAGUCCAAGGUUCUGAAUUCAAAUGGAGUUGUUCUUGUUGAAUUCUUUGCUCCAUGGUGCGGGCACUGUAAGGCUCUGACUCCAAUAUGGGAGAAGGCAGCUACUGUGUUAAAGGGUGUAGUUACUGUAGCAGCACUUGAUGCUGAUGCUCACCAAUCUCUGGCUCAGGAAUAUGGUAUUAGAGGAUUUCCAACUAUAAAGGUGUUUUCACCUGGAAAACCACCAGUUGAUUACCAAGGAGCCAGAGACGUUAAACCGAUCGCAGAAUUUGCACUUCAACAGGUAAAGGCUCUUUUGAAGGAACGGUUAAAUGGAAAAGCAACAGGUGGAUCAAAUGAAAAAAAAGAAAGCACCGCUUCUUCUUCGGUAGAACUAAACUCUAGUAACUUCGAUGAAUUGGUUAUCAAAAGCAAAGAACUUUGGAUUGUAGAAUUUUUCGCACCUUGGUGUGGCCAUUGCAAAAAAUUAGCUCCUGAGUGGAAAAGAGCAUCCAAUAAUUUGAAAGGGAAGGUUAAACUGGGUCAUGUUGACUGUGAUGCUGACAAGUCUCUGAUGAGCAGGUUCAAUGUUCAAGGAUUCCCAACAAUCUUGGUAUUUGGAGCCGAUAAAGAUACUCCAAUUCCUUACGAGGGUGCUAGAACUGCAGCAGCCAUCGAAUCAUUCGCACUAGAGCAGCUGGAAACAAAUGUUGCUCCUCCAGAAGUGACAGAGCUAUAUAGUCCAGAUGUUUUGGAAGAGAAAUGUGGUUCUGCUGCUAUCUGUUUUGUUUCCUUCCUUCCCGACAUUUUGGAUUCCAAGGCUGAGGGGAGAAACAGAUACCUUCAGCAGUUAUUAACAGUUGCAGAGAAGUUCAAAAGGAGUCCUUACAGCUAUGUAUGGGCAGCUGCCGGUAAGCAGCCAGAUCUUGAGCAGAAAGUUGGUGUUGGUGGGUAUGGUUAUCCAGCAUUAGUAGCCUUGAACGUUAAGAAAGGUGUUUAUGCUCCUCUCAAAAGUGCUUUUGAACUUGACCAAAUUAUAGAAUUUGUGAAAGAAGCUGGACGCGGAGGCAAAGGGAACUUGCCCCUAGGUGACACUCCUCCCACCAUUGUAAAGACAGAACCAUGGGAUGGAAAAGAUGGAGAAAUAGUUGAGGAGGAUGAAUUUUCUCUUGAAGAACUCAUGGGAGAAGAUGCCUCGACCAAAGAUGAACUAUAAUGAAACUCGCAAACAAAGUGUUACAAAAUUAGUCCUGAAAUCAUUACCAGUUUUAUGCUAUAGGAAAUGAUAGUAUGUAGAAUAUUAAAGGGAAAUGUGUGGUCUUAAAGAUGAUUAUCCUCACUGUUUUUCGUUUUUUUCAUGUUCGGAAUUAAAGACUAGUGUAGUGAUGAGUAAUCUUUUGAGGAGCAUCAUGUCAUUUAGUGGUAUACAAAUACCUCAGGAAAAUGUUGGCAUGUUGUUAUUUUCAUUUUUCCCAUUAAUGAACAACUGAUUGAACAUUAGUACGUUAUGACCUGGUUCUUUGGAUCGUUCCUCAUUGAUCAUAGCCGGUUGUGUGGUUGUGUGCAACACACAACACUUUAAACUA
Medicago truncatula (barrel medic) is the source of this 1734-nucleotide messenger RNA. RefSeq names its product protein disulfide isomerase-like 2-3. Gene Ontology annotation, molecular function: protein-disulfide reductase activity; protein disulfide isomerase activity. Bases 57 to 1364 code for a protein of 435 amino acids. The record is from RefSeq and is a predicted model, not a curated record. NCBI's taxonomy places the organism in Eukaryota, Viridiplantae, Streptophyta, Magnoliopsida, Fabales, Fabaceae. Gene Ontology annotation, biological process: response to endoplasmic reticulum stress. Gene Ontology annotation, cellular component: endoplasmic reticulum lumen. The transcript is spliced from 9 exons.